Bursaphelenchus xylophilus (pine wood nematode) is the source of this 549-nucleotide messenger RNA. The record is from the annotation of a GenBank genome assembly. Lineage: Eukaryota; Metazoa; Nematoda; Chromadorea; Rhabditida; Aphelenchoididae.
AUGGUGUUGUUAAAGUCGACCUCGGUCUCCACUCUUUCUGUGGGACCUGCCCCGGUAAGACGAUGAUUUAUAGCAACAGAAUUGAUUGUAGUCAUAUCUCUUGCUCAUCACCAACCUUUUAUUUUCAGCUCUCAAAGUCAGUUUCCACUCCAAAUGUUCGUUCUUAUAAGCCAUAUUGGCCAACUUUCCGCACAUAUUAUCCCUGCCGUUAUUAUGCUGAUUCCAGUUUGGUGGGUUUAGAUGAAUUUGCAGUAAUCUCCAUUGCAGUACGACGUCUGUUGGGCUUAUCGGAACAGAUAUCACAAUGCCUACUACAGCUACAAGUACCCUCGCUACUCCUAUCGAGCAGUAGCCUUUCCUUUGUACAGUUACUACGGGAAUGGAGCCUAUAUUCCCAAGAACAGGAGUUACUAGUAAGUUCUUGGCAUUUAUUUUAACUUUUGCAGCAAUGCCGACGGAUAUCCGUAUAAAGGAUAUUACUACAACAGCAACAACUACGACACCUACUAUCUAAGUCCGUACUAUCUCCCCAAUCGUACUUUCCAAUGA